AUGGACAAGCCACAGCAAACAAGGCCAAUUUCGGCCAAUUCAGUCGCUUCUAGAAUGCCAUUGAAGGACAGCACCAACACUACCACGCUCGCGAAGUCGCGGCAAAAGCGGUCUUUGUUGGACCAACGGGCCGAGGACUUCUCGAGAAGCAACAAGAAAGUGGAGCCGCGUAAAGUUGCUACUAAUAUGAGCGAAUGGCGGGCUGAAUGGCGGAAGAUCUUACCUCAGAGUCUGGUUUACUUCGAAAACGACGAGAACACCGAGACCCAGAUAAAAGAGAGGAACGCGGCCAAACAGGCACUGGAGGCCUUAGGUGCACGGACUGCUCUUUUUUUCAGCGAUAAAGUAACGCUUUUCAUCACCAGGCGCCAGUUCGAGAAGAACAAGACUUAUCCACCCGGUGAUCCCUUCCGUCUGGCUUCCAGCAGUGGUCAUCUUAAAGUGUGGACCUAUGACAAAGUGUUCCGGUUUAUGAAAGACCUCGGAGAGCCAGACCGAUUAGCUGAUUCCAAAAAACUUUCUUCCUUAUUACAACAAGAGAAGCUAUAUGGGCCAACAGACCGUGAUCCUACGGCAAAACGUGAUGACGUUCGCUAUUUCACCGGCUAUUACGUCUACGUCUACGAUUUGAAGCAGCAGUAUAGGCCGAUCAUUGUGAAGGAGUGGGCACUGAAGGAUGCAGAUGAAACAUAUCCUAGACUCCACCGUUCCACCAAUGGGAGAUCGUUAUUCGUUUCCGAUGGGCCCAAAGCACAUUUGAACGCGGAGGCCAGGCGCAGAAAGCGUUUGGCAUACUUCAGACAAAAUGCGGAGUUUCGGGAGUCACUAGUAGCUUGUUCUGCAUUGCCGGGACUAUUCAAAGAUGCUGAGACGCGCAGGGAAUACAAGCUCGAGUGGGAUGAGUUGAAUUGUUCUCCACCUUCGGCUCCAGUGGAUACCGCUUCAAGACUGGUGCCGCGGUUGCCACGGAUGAAUUCAAACCUGGCAUCUAAUGCCAACUCCGGCAUGAAGUUCAACAAUGCAUUUGGCGAGAUCGAGGCCUCUGGUGUGGUUCAACAAUCUGUUUCUACGGUGGCUACAAAUGGUGGUGGUGUCGGCAAUGGGUUGGGUCCAACCAAAGCGUUCACCUCGAGACGUGUUUUGAACGACAAGAAGAAGGUUGUGAGUUUUGACCCUAUUGUUCCUGCGAAACGUGCGGUGGAUGACGGUCCCCAGACACCUCCAAAACAGACGAUUGCCGAGAUGGCCAAUCCACCUAAAACGCCGAACAACAACGCGCCUCGCGAUGAAGACACGCCUAACAAGUCACUCAAACGCAUGAAGAUUGAACAAGCUGUCAAGGCGGAGAGGCGGCGUGACGUUUGUACGGCUGGCUAUUGCGAGAAUUGCAGAGUCAAGUAUGACGAUUUCGAGGACCAUGUUUACGAACCCGUUCACCGCGAUUUUGCUGUUAACGACUAUAAUUUUGCCGAUAUUGACGACCUAAUUGCAAAGAUUCAGGCUGCUCGAGAUCUUGGGCUAUGA
Molecule: messenger RNA, 1524 nt
Organism: Kuraishia capsulata CBS 1993
Lineage: Eukaryota; Fungi; Ascomycota; Pichiomycetes; Pichiales; Pichiaceae
Exons: 1
Coding region: 1-1524 (507 amino acids)
Biological process (GO): regulation of cell cycle phase transition; positive regulation of nuclear cell cycle DNA replication
Cellular component (GO): nucleus; Dbf4-dependent protein kinase complex
Molecular function (GO): protein serine/threonine kinase activator activity; zinc ion binding; nucleic acid binding
Source: RefSeq, a predicted model, not a curated record